This is a messenger RNA of Sporisorium graminicola, 879 nucleotides long. RefSeq lists its product as uncharacterized. The record is from RefSeq and is a predicted model, not a curated record. The transcript has 2 exons. Gene Ontology annotation, biological process: membrane organization; endoplasmic reticulum tubular network organization. Gene Ontology annotation, cellular component: endoplasmic reticulum; membrane. Bases 1 to 879 code for a protein of 292 amino acids. NCBI's taxonomy places the organism in Eukaryota, Fungi, Basidiomycota, Ustilaginomycetes, Ustilaginales, Ustilaginaceae.
AUGCCGCGACCAUCGGCGUCAACGCCCCAUCUCAUCUGGGCCGCCGGCCAUUUCCUCUGCUUCUUUGCAGGCCUGCGCUACCUCGCCGGUACACUGAUGUUUGCAACCUCAUCCGGAGGAUUGUCACGAUGGUACACCGCCACCUACCUCGGCGCCAUCAUCUCCUACUGCGUCGUCGUGUACAAAUCGUUUGGCGUUCCGCAGCUCAACAAGCCAUACAUCCAGCGCGCGCUGAUGGACGAAAACGUGCAGUACCUCUUCCUCGCGGUGUACUGGUUCAUGUCCAAACCCAUCUUUAUCACGCUCGUGCCCUUCGUCACAUUCUCGCUCUUCCACGUGCUUACCUUCUUGCGAACGACCGUCAUCCCCAUGGUCUUUCCCUCGGCUUCUCCCGCAGCAGGCACCAACCAGGCUGCGGCAGGAGGCGCACCCGCAGCCUCGCCUGCUGCACCCCCGGCCAAGAUUGCCAAGUUCAUCCAAGGCUGGGUCAAGGCCAACUACGACCCUGCGAUGCGCUUUGUCGCAUACGCCGAAGUCGCCAUCUUUGCGCGCGUGCUCUUCGGCGCCGUGCUGUUCCGUAACUCGCUCAUGGCGCCGCUGUUCUAUGCCCACUUCUUGCGGCUCAGAUUCUACAUGAGCUCGUUCACGCGUGCCGCGUUCCAGCACGUCAAGACGGUUCUGGACGGGUAUACCCAGCACCAGAGCUGCCCGCCUGUGGUUAGGAAGGCUUACUUGACCUUGACGGAUCUGAUUUCCAGGUAUGCGAGCUCGGUGCUGUCCGUGCAGAACCCGCAGACGGGUGCACAGCAGCCUGCGGGUGCGGGUGCUGCGGCUGCAGGUGGUGCGGCUGCUGGUGCAGCUGCGGCUCCAAGGAGGUAA